AUGUCUGAAAUUCAGGAACGCUACAUCUCUGCAGGCCAGGCGCACAUUUUUGCGUCAUUUGGGGAUCUAAAUGAUGCUGAACGCAAGCGCCUUUUGUCCCAAUUGGAACAGAUCCCUGACCCAACAAAAUAUCUCCAAGAAGUUCAGGACGCGAUUAGGUAUAGCACGUCUGUUUCAAAGUCUAAGCGGUUUUCCCCUUUACCGAUACAAGCGUGUGCCUCAACACUAGACACCCCCCCUGAGACUCUAAAGGAGUGGGAUGAUGUGGGAUUGGACCUUAUCGCUAAGGGAAAAGUAGGAGUUAUCCUGAUGGCUGGUGGACAAGGGAGUCGUCUUGGAUCGGCGGCUCCAAAAGGCUGUUACAAUGUUGGCCUUCCAUCUCAAAAGUCAUUAUUCCAACUUCAGGCCGAGAGGUUGAAGAAAGUGCAACAACUAGCCAACGCCAAAAAAUUGAUUCCCCUUUAUAUCAUGACCUCCGGACCUACUAGAGCAGCUACCGAGGAGUUUUUUAUCAAAAAUAAAUAUUUUGGCCUGGAAUCCUCUCAAGUCGUCUUUUUUGAUCAAGGAACACUUCCUGCAGUUUCUUUGGAUGGAACCAAACUGUUAUUGGAAUCCAAAAGUUUUUUGGUUGAGAGUCCCGAUGGAAACGGGGGACUUUACAAGGCAAUUUAUGACAACGGGCUGUUGCAAGACUUUGCUGAACGAGGAAUUGAGCAUAUACACAUGUACUGUGUCGACAAUGUUCUAGUCAAAGUUGGAGAUCCACUAUUUAUUGGCUAUGCUUCCACCAACAAAUAUAAUAUUGCUACCAAGGUGGUCCGUAAGAGAAGCGCCGACGAAAGCGUUGGGCUAAUAGUGAUGGAUGAGGAAACCAAACACCCGGCUGUUAUUGAAUACUCAGAAGUUAGCCAGGAGCUAAGGGAACAACGUGACUCACAGGGCCUGCUACUUUUUAGAGCAGCUAAUAUUGUGAACCAUUAUUAUAAUGUCGCCUUUUUGCAGAAAAUGAUUCCAAACUGGAUAUCCGACCGCAAGUAUCUGCCAUAUCACGUUGCCAGAAAGAAAAUCGCAUGCUUUGACGUGGGAUCUGGAGAGAUCGUCAAACCCAGCGAGCCAAACGGAAUUAAAUUGGAGCAAUUUAUUUUUGACGUAUUCUCAAGCGUCGAGAUGGAUAAGUUUGGCUGCUUAGAAGUGGACAGAGCUGAAGAGUUUUCGCCACUGAAAAAUGCUCCAGGGAGUGCUAACGAUGGCCCCGAAACAUGCAAAGCUAAUCUGCUCAUGAGAAGCGCACGCUGGCUGACAAAGGCGAGAGCUAUUCUGCGCGGCUCCGAAAUUGAGGUCAGCCCGCUGACGAGCUACUCUGGGGAGGGAUUAGAAAACUAUUCGGGGAAAACUAUCGAGUCUCCCGCUAUCAUCUGA
Ogataea angusta is the source of this 1419-nucleotide messenger RNA. RefSeq lists its product as uncharacterized. The coding region runs from base 1 to 1419 and encodes 472 amino acids. Lineage: Eukaryota; Fungi; Ascomycota; Pichiomycetes; Pichiales; Pichiaceae. The transcript has a single exon. Gene Ontology annotation, biological process: UDP-N-acetylglucosamine biosynthetic process. Gene Ontology annotation, molecular function: UDP-N-acetylglucosamine diphosphorylase activity. The record is from RefSeq and is a predicted model, not a curated record.